Prunus persica (peach) is the source of this 2391-nucleotide messenger RNA. Its product is annotated as nicastrin. The record is from RefSeq and is a predicted model, not a curated record. The transcript has 16 exons. Lineage: Eukaryota; Viridiplantae; Streptophyta; Magnoliopsida; Rosales; Rosaceae. Gene Ontology annotation, biological process: protein processing. The coding region runs from base 212 to 2224 and encodes 670 amino acids. Gene Ontology annotation, cellular component: membrane.
AUAAUUAUCAGGAAGCUUUGAUUGUUUUUGGGUUGGUAGAGUCUUUAAAAUUGACGCCAAAAUAACGGAAAAAAAAAGGACCAACCCGACCCGUUCCACCUCAGGGUCAGAGGGAGAGAGAGUGGUUAGACGGAAAUCAUUUGGUUGCUUGCAGUCGACGAUGGUCUAGGGUUCUGGUAAGCAAGAGCAGGAGGUCAGCUGCAGAAGCACCAUGGCCAUGAAAUUCCUUCAACUGCUUUUCUUUUUCAGUUUUCAGCUUCGUCUCUCAUUCUCUGGACAGACAAUCAUGAUGGAGUCAGUUCCUGAUCUUCAGAGUUCAAUGUACAUGACACUUGAUGGAUAUCCUUGUGUACGGCUACUCAAUCUUUCUGGUGUGAUUGGUUGUUCAAAUCCUGGAAGAGUGAAGGUUGUCGCUCCGAUUAUAAGAUUAAACAAUGCUACUGAGCUGUCUCAGUUAUCUGCAGUUUUGCUGUCAGUGGAUGAGAUUCAAAGUUUUCUUACCAGAAUAUUGAAUGAUUCGACUUUUGCUAAAAAUGUUGCUGGUAUCUUGGUUGAAUCAAGCCCUGAGUUCCAAAAUAAGUUAAAAGGAUUCUCUCCAGAUCAAAAGUUCCCACAAUCUGAAUUUGCUCCUUAUCAAAGCAUCAACUACGAAUGGAACCCAAUUGGCUCUGGUAUAAUGUGGAACCCAUAUAACUUUCCUGUAUUCUUACUCUCUCAGAGUAGCACAUUGACCCUGCAGGAGGCUGCCAUAAAGAAUGAGAAGAACAUAAAAUCUUAUACUGCUGACGUGGCUGAGUUUGAUCUGGUGAUGCAGACAAUGAAAGCUGGGACUCAUGAUUCAGAAUCUUGUCUAAAGGAAAAUACUUGCCUUCCCUUAGGUGGAUACAGUGUUUGGUCAUCGCUUCCCCCAAUCAAUUUUUCAUCGUCAGAGCAGUCUAAGCCCAUUAUACUCGUGGUGGCAUCAAUGGAUUCAGCUUCAUUUUUCCGUGACAAAGGCCUUGGCGCUGACUCCCCUAUUUCUGGGCUGAUUUCAUUGCUGGCAGCAGUUGAUGCACUUUCUCAUGUGGAUGGUCUGGAUGACUUUAAUAAACAGCUUGUUUUCAUUGUUUUCACUGGAGAGGCCUGGGGCUACCUUGGUAGCAGGAGGUUUUUGCUUGAACUUGAUCUGCAGUCUGAUGCUGUUAGUGGCCUUAAUUACUCAUUGAUUGAGAAGGUUGUGGAAAUUGGAUCUGUUGGAAAGGGCCUCAACCAAGGAGUUAAGAACUUUUUUGUUCAUACAACUGGGGUUUCUUCUGCCACAAAUGAGACAUUGGAUGCUUUAAAGCGUGCCCAAGAUUCUGUCAAGUCUGAAAGCUUUACAAUCUCAUCUGCAAAUGCUUCAAAUCCUGGGAUACCUCCAUCCUCAUUGAUGACUUUUCUGAGAAAGAACUCUCUAACUUCUGGGGUUGUUUUAGAAGAUUUUGAUACUGUCUUCACCAACAAAUUCUACAACAGUCACCUUGAUGAUAUAUCCAAUGUAAACUCUUCAGCAAUUGUGGCAGCAGCUUCCCUUGUAGCACGCACCCUUUACAUUCUUGCAAGUGACAACAAAAAUUUAAGCAGUUCAGCUAUAACAUCUAUCAACGUGAAUGUUUCACUAGUUGAAGAACUAAUGGGUUGCCUAUUGGACUGUGAGCCAGGUCUUUCUUGUGAGCUGGUGAAAAGCUAUAUAUCACCGGCCAAUACCUGCCCGAGCCAUUAUGUUGGUGUCAUCCUUGGUGAACCUUCCUCCCCACCUUAUCUUGGAUAUGUUGAUGACAUUUCAAGGUUCGUUUGGAAUUUCCUGGCCGAAAAAACUUCCAUUCCAAGGAAAAAUGGGAGUUCUGUUUGUUCUCAAGACUGCAGUAAUGAGGGUGAAGUAUGCAUUAGAGCAGAAACUGAGGGAAAGGGAGUCUGCGUUGUCUCCACAACCAGAUAUGUUCCAGCAUACUCAACACGGUUGAAAUAUGAAUCUGAAUCUGGAACUUGGAAUGUGUUGCCUCCAAAUAACUCAGACCCCAUGGGGCUGGUGGACGCUGUUUGGACAGAAAGCAACUGGGAUACGAUUGGACUCCGGGUCUACACCGUCCAAAAUGCUUCUUUCGAUCGUCUUGUCUUACUUGGGAGCAUUGCCAUUACAGUUUUGUCUUGCUUUGCAAUAGUGAUUACAAAGGCCUUCGUGACAAAGGCUGUAAAACGUGAUUGAUAACUUUUGUAAGUUGCUGUUAUGCUCUGCUAUAUUCUUAGACGGAAAUACUGGAGCAAAUGUGGCAAUUAUUUUAAUUACUUCAUAUCAACUUUUGUAAAUCAACAGAUUAUGCGAAUCGAGGACACUGCAAUGGCAUGGCAUAGCUAUUACCAAAACGUUUAAGU